Molecule: messenger RNA, 3103 nt
Organism: Rana temporaria (common frog)
Lineage: Eukaryota; Metazoa; Chordata; Amphibia; Anura; Ranidae
Gene: FLT1
Product: fms related receptor tyrosine kinase 1
Exons: 13
Coding region: 304-2352 (682 amino acids)
Biological process (GO): vascular endothelial growth factor receptor signaling pathway; protein phosphorylation
Cellular component (GO): plasma membrane
Molecular function (GO): ATP binding; vascular endothelial growth factor receptor activity
Source: RefSeq, a predicted model, not a curated record
GUCCCAGGGGUUUCAGCACUGUGUCCCUAUCCUUCAGGAUAUUCCAUCCCACUCUGCAGCUAAGGACACACUGCUGUGUUGUAGGCAUUCAGCAGGAAUCUGGUGAAGAGACAGGACCGUACAUAGUGCUGCUGCUGGAAAGUUGCUCUAGUACAGGAUACGCUUACAUCAGUCUGUGGACCACAGAGGAGGUGCUGCAUUAACUACUGGAAACUCACAACACUUUAUUUAUUGUUGCUGGUGUGUUAGCAGCUACUUACCUGACAGUUGUGGGAUUUUGGACAGAACUAGGAUUGCUCAGACAUGUUAAGCUGUGUCACGGUGGCCAUGCUGUGUCUGCUACUUGGAUGCCUGAUGCUAACAGGACACAGCUCUGGUUCCAAGAUUGCAACAGUGUUGAAUGUAAAAGCAAAGGAGUUGAUUGUACAAGCAGGACAGCCAAUCAACCUUUCAUGCAGUGGUGAUCAAAUGCUUUCCUGGAAAUUCCCAGCAGCCUCGAGGAAAGAAAGUAACAGGUUCCAUAUGAUGGGGAAUGUGUGUCAUGGAGGCGUUGAUGUCCUGUGCCAAAUGAAUUUAACUCUGUACAAAGCACAGAUCAGUGACACUGGAUUCUAUAGAUGCCAGUACAAGCACCUCACCUUAUCCAAGAAAACCUCUGCAGUCUACAUAUAUGUUACAGAACAAAACAGUGCUUUUGUAGAUAUGGAAAUGAAACAACCACAAGUAAUUACCAUAAACGAUGGAGAGAAGUUAGUUAUCCCUUGUCGGGUUACAUCCCCCAACAUCACAGUCACAUUAAAACAGAACAAUCGGAAUGUAUUGAAUAAACCUGGUGCCAGGUCUGCUGUCUGGGAUAGUAAAAAAGGCUUCAUCAUCCGAAAACCAUACCCCAAUUUUUUUGGCCUCUUGAUUUGUGAGGCUAAGGUAAAUGGAGCCACCCACACUAGGACCUAUUAUACAUUCAAACAAUCCACUGCAAUUCAUAGUGUUCAACUUAGCGUACCAAGUUCCAUCAAAGUGCUUCGUGGCAAGACUCUGUCUAUUAACUGCAAUGCAACUACUGAGCUGAAUACUAGAGCUGAAAUUCAGUGGACAUACCCUGCUUCAAAAUAUGGAAAACUUGCUUCUUUUGUGAGGCGGAUAUCCCUUUCCGAUUCCCAAGCCAUAAGUCACAGCAUGAUGGUUAUUCCAAACGUAGAAACAGUUGACCAGGGAACAUACGUCUGUACUGUAAAGAAUGGACCAACAACCAAAUCUAUUAACACUACAGUUCGGGUUUAUGCUGAAGCAUUUAUUAAUGUGAAACCCAUAAAGACAGGUUUAUUAGAAGCUGUAGUGGGACAGAAGUCUUUUCGUAUUGCAGUCAAAGUGCGAGCUUUUCCUCCUCCCGAAAUAACAUGGUUGAAGAACAAUUUAUUAGCAGCAGAUAAAUGUGCACGGUACCUUAUCCAUGGCAAUAGCCUAACCAUUAAAAAUGUAGCUGAAGAAGAUGCAGGGGAUUACUCGGUGGUUCUGCGACUAAAGCAAUGGAACCUGAUCAAAAACGUAACCAUGACCCUCAAAGUGAAUGUGAAGCCUCGCAUUUAUGAAAAAUCAACAUCAAUUCAAGAACCAGAUCCACGUUUCCUAGGCAGCAGGCAAACACUGAAAUGCACAGUGUAUGGUGUUCCACCACCUACCAUAACUUGGACCUGGCAUCCAUGUCCGAGAAACUAUUCUAGGUCAAGGUGUGAUCUCCAACCUGAAAAUGCUGUCCCUGCAAUCGUAGGGAAAUAUAACAGUAGUAUAGACAACAAGGUUUACAGUAUCACAGAACGGGUCUACACAAUUCAAGGAAGAAACAAGACUGCAGGCAUUCUUAUUAUAGACGAUGCUACAACAUCUGGUGUUUACAGCUGCAUUGCAUCCAAUAAAAUAGGAACAGAGAGAAGAGAUAUAAGCUUUUUGGUUUCAGAUGUACUAAAUGGAUUUAACAUAACCUUGGACAAGGUACCAAAAGAAGGUGAAAACAUGACAUUAACUUGCUCAGUUAACAAAUACUUGUACACCAACAUAACCUGGAUUCUGCGCAAGCAAGUUGGGAAUCGUACAAUUAACCACAGCAUCAGCAAACAAAGAAGUGCUUCAACAACAGAAUACUCAACCAUUCUAACAGCGACUGUCCAUAAUGCCACCCAGGCUGACUCAGGGGUGUAUGAGUGCAGAGCCACAAACACAUACAGUGGAGACAUAGUUUCACAAAGCAAAAAAAUUAUUAUCACAGGAGAGCAUCUGGCUAGAAGAACACAUUUUUCACGGACCUCAAAACAAAGAAGAAAACAUUAUGCAACAGAAAGCAGAGGUGCCCACUAAGAUGACUCUAAUCAUCGUUAUGAAAGAUUGUGAUUUUAAAAAUGAAGGUACUGAAUAUGCUUCCAGAAAGGAAUUGAGAUGUCUUGCUCGACUACAUUCUCAUACUAACUCUAUUGUAUAGGAAGCUAUCAAUCUUCCAGAGAUACACUAGUCCAAAGUUGGAGGAUAAGGUCUCCAAAGACUAAUCUUCAAAUUCUUCAAGCUAUAAGUGUACCCAGGAUUCUCUGAAUAUUCUUGGCAUGUAUCUCAAUAUAUUGUAUCUGAGUACAUUAGUAAGGAGCAUGCCAUUCUUUUAAUCUAGUUGUAUGCAGUGCAUCUAGAUUUAAGGGAACCAGGUCCACUGGACAGAUAAAUGGUCAAUGCUGCAGACAUACACAAUCUAUACUAAGAUAGAACAAAUGAAAGGUUAAGUCAUAUUUAAAAACGUUGGAGAUCUGUAAGACAUACUAUAUAAUUCAUUAACGAUCAAAGUUGUGCAAAAGUGUAAAAUGAAUGAAGCAAAUGUAGCUUAAAGUGCACCUAUGCCCAGGGUAUGGACAUUAAAUUAUUUGUAUAUUCAUUACAAGCUACAUCACUUUAAAACAACCCCUCAGCUGCUUGUAAAGUGAAGCCAUUCCUUCUUAAAGAUGCUCAAAGUUCACAACUCUAGAUUUCUGUUUAGAUCUGUUUCUAAAGACCCAUAAACACUAUCAGUUUUCCUGCAGGUUUUUCUCUUCAGAUUUACCAAAACCAUCUAAUAUGAGGUCAAACC